AUGAAGGGUGGCCACAAGUCACCGAGUGGUGGUGGUAAUCUUCUGGCUUCAGGAGGUGCCAGGAGCCAACAGGGAGCGACAGCAACGGCCAACUUUAGCAGCACUAAUGGCGGCGGCAAUGGCAACGGAGGAGGAGGAAAUAACAGCAAGGUGCCGAAGACGCUGACGGAGCACAAGAGCAAACGGCUCUCCAUCCUGACGGCCAUCAACGAGCACAAGCACAUUCUCUUCACGAAGAAGGCCUUCAAGCACGAGAAGGAGAAGAUCUGGCGGCAGAUCUUCACCAAGAUGCUCGACUUUGGCAUGGUCAGCAAGGAGAAGGACUGGCGCUACGUCCGCGACGUCUCCUUCUCCAACUGGCGAAAGCGGGCGCAGAAACGUCUGAAGCACCUGGCCGCCAAUGGCUACCGCCUGAACAUGGACGAGUGCGAGUUUCUCAUCUACGACAUUCUCGGGAAGACGCCUGAUAAGACGGUGACCGGAGAUGAUGAUGGUGGCGAGGAGCAGACAAUGAAUGCGGGAAAUGCUGAAUCAGCAAGUGUUGGUGGUGGGUGGAUGGGCGUGGAAGGUGGCAGCAAUUCUGCUGCAGCUCAAGCAGCUAUGCUAAUGGCCAUGAAGCUGAAGAUGCAGCAGCAGCAGCGGCAGCAGCAGAGUGGUGGCCAAGAAGAUGACGAUGAUGAGUCGGACGAGUAUAUGAUUGACACUAUGCUGAUGGCCAUGAAGUUGAAGAUGCAGCAGCAGCAGCGGCAGCAGCAGAGUGGUGGCCAAGAAGAUGACGAUGAUGAGUCGGACGAGUACAUGAUUGACAGUGAUGAGGAUGAAGACGAGGAUGAGGAAGACGAUGAUGAAGAUGAUGAGGAUGAGGACGAUGAGGACGAAGAUGAUGACGUGGACGGAGAAGGCAGCUUCGAUGAGCGCCUCUUUGUCCCCAAGAUUGUCUUUGGUGACCAGAACAGUGGUCAGCAGCAGCAGCUGAUAAACAGUAGCUCGAGCAAUCACAUUGAAUCGUCGCUACAGG
This is a messenger RNA of Rhagoletis zephyria (snowberry fruit fly), 1018 nucleotides long. The record is from RefSeq and is a predicted model, not a curated record. NCBI's taxonomy places the organism in Eukaryota, Metazoa, Arthropoda, Insecta, Diptera, Tephritidae.